GUUUAAAUUAGUCUUUAUUUUUCAAGACAAAAGUAUCAAAAUUCAUGUAUACAAACAAAAAUUAUCAUGUGUGAUUUGCAGUUGAUUUCACCUAUUUUAGGGCCUGUAUAUUAAAGAUUAUUAGAUUAAAAGAGUUUUCGUUUAAAAAAAAAAAAAGGGUUGAAAGUGUCAAGAAACCCCUCCCUUCCCUUUCCCUCUUCUCUUCCCUUCCCCUCCCCUCAACGGACGACACUCCAAAUCCGUCCAAAAAAGAAUAAAAUAGUAAAAUCCGAAACAGCGACGUAACAUAACCUAACCAAACCGUCCAAGCCGAGCCGAACUGAGACCCACCCACUCAUCCUCGCGCAAUCGUCGCUUCACGCGCUCUCGAUCCCGGCGACCACUCACCGACCCUCUCACCGUACUUACCCCACCUUUUCACAUGCACCUCACGCGUCUAUCCAUUACCGGCGCAUUGCCGCUCAUCAACAUCAUCAUCAUCCACAUCGACAACAACCAUUCACCGACGCAACCACCACCUCUCUCUUUCUCUCUCUACCCCACCAUACACCACCACCACCACCACCACCACCACCACCGAGGUUUCGACUAUGGCUGAUCUGACGGAAUCAUCGGCUCCACAAACCGCAACAUCGCGUCAGUUACCGUUCCGUGAGGAUUGUUGGAGCGAGGAAGCGACGUCUACUCUCGUCGACGCUUGGGGCCGCCGUUAUCUGGAGCUCAACCGCGGCAACCUCCGUCAGAAGGACUGGCAGGAGGUGGCGGACGCCGUCAACGCCCUUCACGGCCACACCAAGAAGACUCGGCGUACGGACGUUCAGUGCAAGAACCGGAUCGAUACUCUUAAGAAGAAAUACAAGGUCGAGAAAGCUAGGGUUUCUGAGUCUAAUGGAGCCCUAGCGAGCUCUUGGCAGUUCUAUGGCCGACUUGAUGUGUUGAUCGGAUCCAGCGUUACGGCGGCUAAAAAGACACCGCCUUCACCACCUGUGGUGGUUCCUUUUCCCUACCGGAAGCCGCCGACCACGGCGGUGGUACUUCCACAGAAGCGUCCGGCGCCGGCGGUGGAUGAUUCGUACUUUAGGAGGAAUUAUUCGGCUGUUGCUGCGGCAGCCGCUGCAGCGGCGGUGGAAGAGGAAUCGGAGGAUGAGGGUGAGUCGGAGGAUUUGAGGUCGAGCGAGGAGAGCAGUGGACGGAGGAACAGGGAUACGGAGGGAAUGAGGCGGCUGGCAAGGGCGAUCGAGAGUUUUGGAGAGAUAUACGAGAGGGUUGAGGGGGAAAAACAGAGGCAGAUGAUUGAAUUGGAGAAGCAGAGGAUGGAGUUUGCAAAAGAUUUGGAGGUUCAAAAGAUGCAGCUUUUUAUGGACACUCAGGUCCAGCUUGAGAAGAUGAAGCAUGCAAAGAGGUCAGGAUCCAAUGACAUUUAUAGCUAACGGUGUGGCAGAGAGUCAGAACUUCGACAUUAUGUCUACUUGGGAUACAUUUUGCCCCUGAAUAUGAAUAUUUUUAUUCCCGGAAAGUUUAUAAAGGGGAAGUUGAUUAUCUGAAAAGAGGCAGGUUGGUUACUAUAAAAGUACUUAGCAGUAUCAACACAUGGUCAGCAAAUAGGGGUGUCAAUGUUCUGAUGAAGUAUAUAUAUUUUUGUUAUGUUGACCACUUUUUACUUAUUGUUUUUAAUUAACUGGGCUGCUCAACUUGUUAACUCAACAGUACUUGAUUUCACUGUUGAUGCCCUCAUAAUCUGGACGGGUCCGUUUCUAGUUUUCUUUUUCUUGGAAUACAAGGUUAGGUUGUUCAGAAAGUCCAUGUUCAAUGGCAUUUAAUUUCAAUGUAUGGACGCAAUUACAUUAUUAUUUUUGUUUCCCCAUUGCUAGACGGAUGCAGAAUCCUACCGUCUGUUUUAUGCAUGCUGUCCAUUUGGCAUAAGUUCUUUAUCUCGAGUAUCAUCAAUAUCUCCAGUUCAGGAAGAAAGACACUGAUAUUUUACUUCUAGUUGCGGUGUUAUUUCCUUGUGGCUUUGCUAGGUAGAAUCUGGUCCUCACCUUUACUUUCCCGCUGAUUUUGAUAUGCUCAUAAUGCCCCCUCUAACUUACUUUUACCAUCACUUAAGUUUAUUUAUUUAUUAUUAUUUUUUUUAAUGUUUUGCCUUUUUCCUUCAGUGGAGUGAGUUCUUUAAGCGAAAAUUUGUGGUCUUUAGUUGCAUUGACCUUCUCUCCCAUGUACCUGUUGGUGCUGUGUUUUGGAAGAUUUUCAUAUAUAUGGUGUGUCAUUCGCUUAUCUAAGACAUGUUUCUGAUGUCAUUUUAUUUCAAAUUUUUAUGUCACGGGCUAUUGUAGCUGAUCUUUAGUGUCUAUAAGGUUGCAUUUUUAUUGUCCUUGAGUGGUUUUUCGAUGGUAAGUAGAUUAUGAGAUUCAGCAAAUGCUCUUAAAUUAUCAAUCUUGUGUUUGCAUUUUUAUUGUCCUUGAGUGCAUUGACUUCCUCACGGGUUUAAGUGCAUCGGCAAUGUGCCAGUUGAUUUGAUGUACUGACCUCUAUUUUUAACAAGCAUUCCUUAAUCGAAGAACUUAAUUUCUUUGCGCGCAAUUUAUUUAUUCGUCCAUCUUUAUUAGGAGCUCUUCUCUGAUUUGAAUUUUUUGGAAAUGGAUCAUGAAAAUUGUGUCUCUGAGGCAGAAUUUACUUUGCUGGUUCUUGAUUUCACAUUCUAAUUGGUGCAAGGCUAAGAAGCACGGACACUAAUACGGGACAUGGAUACGACACGACAUGAACACGGCAAAUUCAAAAAAAUUAGGACACGGACACAGCGAAUAAUAUAUAUAUAUAUAUAUAUAUAUAUAUAUAUAUAUAGCAUUAAUAAUUUUUUUAAAAAAACACUGAUAUGUUUAGGUUGGAAUAUAUAUAUAUAUAUAUAUAUAUAUAUAUAUAUAUAUCACUGAUAUGUUAGUAUAUAUAUAUAUCAGCAUCUUUAGGACACGGACACGGCGAAUUGUGGCAUCUUUAGGUUUGUAUAUAUAUAUAUAUAUAUAUAUCAGCAUCUUUAGGGUAGUACAAAACAAAAAAUAGAACAUAUCAGCAUUAAAAUUUAAAAAAAAAAAAAAAAAAAAAAAAA
Molecule: messenger RNA, 3103 nt
Organism: Cornus florida
Lineage: Eukaryota; Viridiplantae; Streptophyta; Magnoliopsida; Cornales; Cornaceae
Product: trihelix transcription factor ENAP2-like
Exons: 2
Coding region: 591-1430 (279 amino acids)
Cellular component (GO): nucleus
Molecular function (GO): transcription cis-regulatory region binding
Source: RefSeq, a predicted model, not a curated record